AUGUCUGACGAGAAUGGACCUUCAAAAGUGGACUUGCAGACAGCAAUGCGGAAGUUGAGAGCACUGCCUCCAAAUAAGCUCUGUUUCGACUGUGGCGCUCGGAAUCCCACAUGGUGUACUGUAACUUAUGGAGUCUUUCUCUGCAUCGACUGCUCAGCUGUUCAUCGCAACCUUGGAGUUCAUCUCACGUUUGUUCGUUCGACCAACUUGGAUACUAACUGGACUUGGCUGCAACUGAGAGCAAUGCAGCUCGGAGGAAAUGGAAAUGCUACCCAAUUUUUCAAAGCCCACGGGUGCAACACGACUGAGGCUCAGCAGAAGUACAAAAGCCGAGCAGCUCAAAUGUAUCGUGACAAACUUUCGACAUUAUGUCAGGAGGCUCAACGCAAGUUCGGAACCCAAUUGAUAAUUGACACUGUCACGCAUACUGAAGAAAAAACGGCGGAAGAAGAAGAUUUCUUCAGUCAGGAUUUUGGUCACUCUUCCGCCUCUGCUACAUCAUUGUCUUCUGAUGCUUAUAUUGCUGACCAUAAAACCGAAGAUUCUAGUCAUGGCCCAAGCGUUGAUCAUCUAGAUCAUUCUGUGGCAGUUCCAACUGCUGCUCCAGUCUCUGUCAUUCUCAAAAAGCCAAUUAAAAAAGCGACACUCGGCGCAAAAAAGAAUACUCUCGGAGCUCAAAAAAUGCGCAUCAAUUUCGAUGAAAUUGAGCAACGUGCUGCUGAAAAAGAAAAACAGCAAGAAGCUGAAAUCGCUGCAAACAAACUUGCAUACCAAGUUGAACUCGACAAUAAGCAAAAAGCAGAGGAUGCUGCUGCUCUACAGAAGCUUAGUGCUAAAUUUGCUAUGCAAGAUAUUGAUGCUCAACGGAAGCAAAUGGAGGCUAAAGUCGCUAAAGAUCCAACAAAAGCAGCUUCUGUCGAUCGUCUUGGUAUGGGAGGAGUCGGCCGAGCUCGUGCUGCCCAUUCUGUCGCCGGUGGUAUUCGCUCCAUCAAGCAAGACGAUGUGCUCACAUUUAAGAAGUCGCCACAGCCAAAGGAAGAUGAUGAUUGGGAGGUGAUUGACGACAAAUAUGGAAAGAAAAGCACAAACAACGAAGACGAUUUCUUCACCAAGGAUUAUACAAGUGGAGGAAGUAGUAAAAAUAACAAAGAAGACGAUUUCUUCGAUUCAUUCGAGACACAACCAGUACAGAAGUCUCGCUACACUGCAUCCUCAUCUUCCUCGUCAACGUCUCGUGCUCCAACAACUCGCCUCACCGCAGGUUCUACUCCUGUUUCGGAUGUUGAUCUUCAAAAGAAGUUCGGAAACGCCAAGGCUAUCUCUAGUGAUAUGUACUUCGGAACACCUGAGAUGGAUUUUGAAACCAAGAGUGCGUUGUCCAAGUGCGAAGGUCAAUCUUCGUUCGGAUCGGAAGAUCUUUGGGGUAACGGAAGCCAGAAUCGGCAGUCUAGCCAGGUUCCCGAUAUGUCUGAUUUGAAGGAUUCUUUCCGGGCUGGAGCCAACAAAGUCGCUGAAAAAUGGUCCACCCUCUCGACAUCAUUUGCUUCUUACAUGUCGGAUCGCUAA
Caenorhabditis briggsae is the source of this 1566-nucleotide messenger RNA. Lineage: Eukaryota; Metazoa; Nematoda; Chromadorea; Rhabditida; Rhabditidae. The coding region runs from base 1 to 1566 and encodes 521 amino acids. Gene Ontology annotation, molecular function: GTPase activator activity. The record is from RefSeq and is a predicted model, not a curated record. Gene Ontology annotation, biological process: COPI coating of Golgi vesicle. The transcript has 9 exons.